Messenger RNA from Archocentrus centrarchus (flier cichlid), 1122 nucleotides. RefSeq names its product transmembrane protein 74B (gene tmem74b). Bases 179 to 1042 code for a protein of 287 amino acids. The record is from RefSeq and is a predicted model, not a curated record. Lineage: Eukaryota; Metazoa; Chordata; Actinopteri; Cichliformes; Cichlidae. The transcript is spliced from 4 exons.
CACGGCCGUCUGAUUCCUGCCUAGUCGCGACAUCAGCACCAGGAUUCAGCUGAUUUGGGGUCUCAGCAGGAGAAGUGUCGGCACUGAUGGCGAUGGCAGAAGGAAGAAAUGGGAAUGAAUAAACAUGAAGUGAGGAUGAAGCCGAGCGGAGGUCUGAUGAAGACAUGAAUACAUAUCGAUGGAGUCCUCUUUCAACGCCGUAGAGCUCCGGGAGCUGCGGGGGAGCGGAGGCCGGCGAGGCCCGACCCCAGCCUCGGCACCCUGGACGGCAGCCGUGGCUGGCCGUGCCGGUCGGGGCUUUGAGAACGCCUCCUACGAGCAGGACGAGGAGCAGGACCGCCGCCAGCAGGAGCAACAGCCCACCACCAGUUAUCAGCCUCAGAUGUCAGGAAACAGGAAGCAGCAUCAUCAGGAGAUAUCACCCCAGUCGUAUGAUGAGGAGGAAGGAGGUGCAGGAGCGGGCGGAGGUCAGGAGGACGGUCAGGACUUCACCGAAUACCGCCAUGUUGAUGACCACACGGCGGAUUACGGUUUCAUCUUGGCACUGGUCUUCCUCGUGAGUGGGAUCGUCCUUGUGGUCAUCGCCUACACCAUCCCACGGGAGCCCAAAGUUGACCCGGACUCGAUUUCGGCGCGGCAGAUGGAGAAGCUGGAGAUGUACUACGCCCAGCUGGGCUCCCACCUGGACAAGUGCAUCAUCGCAGGGCUGGGCCUGCUGACUCUGGGGGGGAUGUUCCUGUCAGUGCUGCUCAUGGUGUCCAUCUGCCGGGGCGAGAUGUACCGACGGAGGGCGGCAUUCGUUCGACCCAAGAGGACUUACGGCUCCAUCAACCUGAGGAUGAAGCAGUUGUCGACGGGAGAGGCGGGAGGAGGUGAGGGCGGGGAUGGAGGUGAGGAGUUUCUGGUGGAAUGUGCAGAGACGCGGAAUAACGUGCAUCCAGAGCCGAACCGGGACUCCAAAUCAGAACCAGGACCAAGCAAAAACCCUCCUCCUCCUCUUCCUGCUGCUGCUUCUUCAGCUGCUGUACCUGGAGUCAACUAGCUCCGCCCUCUGCCUUCCUCUGUGCGAGCUCCCAGGUGCAUUGUGGGGGUUCAGGUCACCCAUUUGUGCUGUGGCGAGCU